Ostrinia furnacalis (Asian corn borer) is the source of this 794-nucleotide messenger RNA. RefSeq lists its product as uncharacterized. Bases 80 to 508 code for a protein of 142 amino acids. The record is from RefSeq and is a predicted model, not a curated record. The transcript has a single exon. Lineage: Eukaryota; Metazoa; Arthropoda; Insecta; Lepidoptera; Crambidae.
UGUUAAACGCAACUCAGCCUCCUCACGAGCGCACGCGACCACCGCUAGCUCAACAACCGCGCCACUCAGCCGCUCGAAAAUGAACUCGAAAGCCUCACUCGCCCUGACGGCCACCCUCGCCGCGCUCGCCGCCCUGGCCGCCCUGGCGUCCGCGAUGCCCACGGACGCUCGCACCCCCCACAAGCUGGACUUGUCCACCGUCAUGAACAAGACGGUGUGCCCGAUCAAGAUCGAGAUAGACGUCGACCCCGACCGGAUACCCAAGAGGAUCAAAGUGAUGAAGUGCGAACGCGACCCGAACCAGUGGUGCUCGAAGAUGCACGUGCCCAAGCACGAGUGCUGCCAGCACCAGCACGACAACGUGAAGCUGGAGUGCGUGGAGGUGCAGGACACGGUGCAGGUGUACUACCCGGCGCAGCAGCUGGCGCAGCCCUACCGCGUGUCCGUGGGCUGCGCCUGCGUCAUGCAGGAGACGGGGCAGGUGCAGGACGCCGUGCCGGCCAGGUGACCGCGCCGCCGCCGCCGCCGCCACCGCCGCCGCCACCGCCGGCGACCGCCUCACCAAGUUCCUACACUCCACUAGUGAUAAAAUUAAUUUAUUGUGUGACUGCGACCGAGUGCACGUAUUUAUUGUUAUGGUUGUGACUUUGUAAAUAUAGAGUUAAGUCCAGUCAGUGAAAAGGGCAGCUCGGUUCUACGGCAGCCUAUUAAGUUUAAGGACUUCCCGAUUACCUGUUUUCAGGCAUCGGCUAUGUUUAAGUUUUGUUAUACCUGAAUUGUAAUAAAAAAUAUUU